AAGUCCAUUUUCGUGAAAAUUUUGUUUUCUCCAUAAGUUUUUUUCUCUGUAAACGAAUAGUUUUAUACUUCUGUAUGUUACCUUGUAGUGGCAUAGCCAAGAUAACUGCUAAAUUUCUAGUCUCUAUCUUAAUUCUGAGACCCCCAUUGCUGUAGAAACAUGAUGCAACUUCGUAGGCCAUUUUCUCUUUUUCGUGUUUCCUCACCUCGCUCAAUUAAAAGUUCUGUUUUUUCGUCAAAUAUGGCCAUAUUUACUCCAUUCUUGUUUUGAAUUGUAGGGAAAGUUUUUCAAAAUAAUAAUGUUUACUCUGUUUUGAAAUUUUAUUUCCUUCAUAUGACUGAUAUUGACCGGUAGGACACAUCUAUAUAUAUAUCAAUUGAACUGUAAACUUGACAGGAAAUGACAUCAUCCCUUUUGUUGUAGAGGUAGUUCCCAAAAGUGAGGGAUUUGGCAAGAUGGGUUUUAUAUAUAUCUGAAAGGCUUCAGCUGCUACAUAUUCUUCACCAUGCAUGCUUUCUUUCUGUCUUCCGAUGGAAGUUUUGAGGCAUAAUCUGAAGAACCAAAAUAGUCAAUCAGUAUCAGUGACAAAUUAUCAUCACAGUCUUAAAUCUGAGUAAGAAUAACGUUAAUAACUCAACUGUCAUCACACUGUGUCCCACUCAUCCUAAUAACAAGCUUUUUUUGUCCCAUCUAGAUAUAUCCCAACCCCAAGCUGAUGAAAUUCAACAUGUGAUUUCUUCAGAUAACGAGAUGCGUGGACGCAAGUACCCGAUGUCAAACAACCAGUCGGCCUCUUACCUCCCCCCGUGUAAAGUGUGUGGAUCCUCGGGUACAGGCUUCCACUAUGGGGUCAAUACUUGUGGGGCCUGCAAGGGUUUCUUCAGGCGAAGUCUGACGCGUGAAGAGCCUUACAUGUGUCUGGGAUCUGGAAAUUGUCCCAUCGGCCCUGACCAUGAACGGAGGAAAUGUUGUCCAAAAUGUCGCCAUGACAAAUGUUUGUCCGUGGGCAUGAGCAAAGAUGCUAUCAAAACAGGACGUUAUUCACGUGAGAAGAAAUCAACGUAUGUACUAGAAGUCAUGGAACUGCGCGAAAAACUUGCGCGCUCUCCGCCAUCAGCUGCUCAGAUGCCAGGCAUCCACUCAGAAUGUGUGUCUGGGGAACUGGGUGAGGAUGACGGUGUUGCACAUUGCAGAAGACCAGAGGGAUUGUUGGGUCCUUCUUGUCAGAGUCAAACUACGUGUCUAACCAGAACGGGAGAGGUAGAACAUGAUGCUUUUGUUAGUCCGCAAGAGGGAGUGUUCGGGGAAUAUGUGGAGACCUCUGAGGGGGCAAGAAAAGGUCGUCCUCAACUGUCUCAAAUGUCUGGCUGUUUGUCAAACAAAGGAGAAACCUUCUGUAAGAAGCUAUCAGACCAGAACAGGCAGAGCCAGAAAGUGUCCUCAGAUGUAAACAUUCAGGAUGUUGGUUGUGGUAAUCAAGACGCCAGAUAUAGUAACAAAAACAACAAGGCUGCAAUGACGGGGAUAAAGUCAGUGCCACAGCCACGAGUGGUAGAAUAUGAUGAUCUUCCCCCGCCUUGUAUGUCUUACACUUUUGUAAGCAAAGACUCGAAGCGCGCUCUGAAAAGAAAGCUGACUGGAAAGAAAAAGGACAGCGACAAUGUUCAGAAGGCAGAGACUUCAGAUUCUUCUCGAAGCACAAAAAUCACGUCAGUGGAGCAGUUGGGGUCGUCUCUCCCUGGAGCACCACCAAUGCCGAACCUUGGAAGUAUACAGCCUGCUGAUACCAUUUCUGAAGUGGAGCAUUCGCCUGCCCUUUUUAAUACAUUAGCAACUCAGCUUUGUGCCUCUCAUCCAGCCCCCGUUUCCUUGGUAACAAGUACUCCCAUGAACACUAGGCCCGGCGCAGAAGCAGGGUCUUUUUUGUCAUCGUCUGAUCAGUGUUAUUCAAAUAUAUCCCCCAGUACCUCAUUCAAAAUUUCUUCUUCUUUUUCUUCUUCUUCUUCUUCUCCUUCUUCUUCUUCUUCUUCUUCUUCUUCUUCUUCUUCUUCUUCUUCUUCUUCUUUUGUCCCUCCUCCACAACUGACCUCUGAUUUUUCUGCUUCUUUCACAAAUCCUCCACCACUUUACAACAAUCACCCGCCGACACCAGCUCAUCUUCUGGACCUGGAUCUGUCUCUGCCCCCUGUCCCUGAGACGGAAGAGAUGCCAAGUUUUGAGGGAAUAAAAAACCAGGCCUGCUGCUUAGGUUCGGACUUCAUUCCAGAUGACUUUGAGUUUCCUCCGCUUUCUACUGGAAUCCAUCUAUCAGAAUUACGGUCAGUUAUGUCCCCUACAUUUUGCGCGUUGGCUGACGAGGUGGAGGAGAAUAUCUGUGACCUUGAUUGUGACUUUCCGGAACCGACUAUUGGGUACGCCAAUUCCAGUGCUCAGGUGGAAAAUAUACAAAAUGUGGACAGUGAAUCCUCAAAUACUGAGCUGCCUUUUCAGAGUCUGGAGUGGAGGCGUGCUGAGGCUAUCCGUCAGAUGGACAACAGUUAUGAUGAGGUGAUUAGCCUUGCAGAAGAUCUGUCCAAAUGCCAGCUUUAUUCCUAUGAGAUGACACUCCUGGGCCCGAUUUUUAACCAGCUUUGCAUCUCCGGCCCACAGAAUGCAACUGUUAGUUGUAGUAGCCCCGACCAGCAAAGUGAUGUGGGAAGGCAAGCAUCCAUGCAACAUGAUUCCCAAUCCCACACAACCAGUCAGAAAGCACCCAUGCAAUUUAAUUCUCAAUGCCACAUCAUCAGUCAGCAAAUACCUACCCAUUCUCAGAACCACCCUAACAGUCAGCAAACACCCCCUUUACCAGAUUCUCAAAAUCAAUCCAACCAAACAUUUGCCCCCUGUGGUAUUUCAUCUCCAACCUCUUUACCGUCUGCAAUGCCCUUGUCCACCACAUACAGCACUGGGCUGUCGCCCCAUCCCAACCAUCCUCGACUUUCUGGGUCACCCUCUUCCUCAUCCCCAUCACCUCCACAACCGAAGCCAGCAAGAUCAGAGCAGGGAUUUUGCGAGGCUGAAUACAACAAACUCUUGCCAUGGUGUGAGUUUUCCGAAGGUCACCUUGAUGAUGUGGCCUCUAUGCUUUUGGAGGCCCACAUAAAGCACAUUGGCAAGGACAUGAACUCUGUGAGCCGGGAGGAGAUAGCAGAAAAGUCAGAGAUCUAUCUGAAACUUUGUCGUCUCAAGGAGCGUGUGUUUGGAAGGCAAUCAUUAUUGCACAAUAAGGACGAGUACUUCGAGAUCCUGGAGAACACAGGUGUGGACAUCGACGGCCGCAAGGAGUGGGUGGAGUUCAAUGUCAAGAUCACCAACGAUGUCCUCUUCAAGGUCGUCCGCUUCGUUAAGUCUGUGCCAGGAUUUCUGGACCUGUGUAAAGACGACAGAUUUGUCCUUUGUCGAUCAUCCUUCAUUGACUGUCUCAUCCUGGGGAGUUUUCGUGGCUUUGACCUCCGGAACAACAUCGUGAUAAAUGAUUUGAACUUAGCCACCAAUUUUGACGAAUGCCUCGGACUCUUUCCAGAGUAUGACGAGAACAUACAUUUCUUCUGGGCCUUAGCCAGGCGGAUUCAAGCUAUGGACCUCACUCUUGAGGAAAUUGUUUUGUUGAAGGCUAUUUGCAUAACAUCGCCAGAUCGAGAUGGACUAAAGGAUCGGCAGAAGGUUGAAGCUCUGUACUGGCGGUUUCUCUGCUGUUUGUUACUGUCUCUUCACCGUCGGCACCCAAAGCCGUACAGCGUCUACUCCCAAGUGAUCACUUUGCUGGCUGACCUCAAGACUUGUGUGAUUGUCCAUCAUCAGCUCCUGGAGAUGUUCAAAGUGGAUCUCCUGUCCUCUGAGGUCGAUGCACCUCUGUACAAGGAAAUGGUUCUGUUUAAAGUUUAACAAUCCGGCUGCUGCUAAUUAGAAACAUUACACAACUUGAAGUUUGUUAAAUGAAUAUUGGCAGCCGGUAUGUUCACGAUAUGUCGUGGAAAAAAAAUUGAUGACCAUUUUCACGACCUGUCGUGGAAAAAAAAGGCUAUGCGUGUUUUCAUCUAGAUCUUGAUAUAGUUUCCGAUUUUUUACCUGUUUUAGUUUUGCCACCAUUCCGAUUAAGGUGUCAAAACUACCGGAUUUGCGAUGGGUGCCGAGAGUGCUUCCAACUUUCCCUGGCGAAACUCGUAGUCUAGGCCUACAUCCUGAAAUUCUGUACUUGCCGCAUCAUCAUCUAUUCCGCAACGUAUGUUUUAAAAAAACUUUGGAGAGAGAGAGAGUGGAGAGAGAAAGAGAGAGAGAGUGUGAGAGAGAGGGAGAGAG
Aplysia californica (California sea hare) is the source of this 4338-nucleotide messenger RNA. RefSeq lists its product as uncharacterized. The transcript is spliced from 7 exons. Gene Ontology annotation, biological process: regulation of transcription by RNA polymerase II. NCBI's taxonomy places the organism in Eukaryota, Metazoa, Mollusca, Gastropoda, Aplysiida, Aplysiidae. Gene Ontology annotation, molecular function: nuclear receptor activity; RNA polymerase II cis-regulatory region sequence-specific DNA binding; zinc ion binding. Bases 751 to 3924 code for a protein of 1057 amino acids. The record is from RefSeq and is a predicted model, not a curated record. Gene Ontology annotation, cellular component: nucleus.